AUGCCUCCCACGAACAAUGUUGUUCCGACAACAAAUGCAAACGACAAAGGAGGUGGUACAACAUCAUCGUCCUCUGAGGCAGCGAAUGCCCAAGCCUUGAUCAAUCCUACAUCACAAGCAUUUGAGGCGCAUUAUGUUUUGCAACAAUUAAAAAAGCGACCAGAGAUGGAAGCUUUUUAUCGGAAGUAUGAAAGUACUCUCAACGCUCUGAUCUCUUCAUACACCAACGUUGAACGCCUUUCAAAAAAAUGUGAGCAGCUCAACCAAGACAUUCUAAUCAUGGCAACCAAGGUAAAAACUGCACAAAAAUUGGUUGCCGAAGAUCAACAGCAAAUGUCACUCAUCAAAAAAGAAAUUGAAAAACAAUGGAGUAUUUAUGAUACUGCAAAACAAAAAGAUAAAGAGGCACAGGCCAAGCUGGACGAACUUCAAGAAAAGUGCAAUUUAUUGCAAAAAGAAAUUCAGCUCGGAGUUGUGAACGAUGACAGAAAGAAAUUGAUCGAACAACUUGAAGAGACAGAACAAAAAUUAAAAAAAGAAUACGACUUGGAGCAGAAUAUGAAAAUAGGGCUUAUAAAUACUGUGACACGACUCCAAACACAAUAUGAUGACUUGAUAAAACAAAGAGAGCAACUUUUAAGCAAUAUUCAAAGCAUGUCCAUACAAAUUACUGACAUUGAAAAACUCACAAAGGAAGAGCAAACAGAGAGAGACAAGGCAAAAUUCGAAUUGGACGAGGCGAAAGCUUUGUUGAAAAGCAAACUCAAAGAUAUCGAGGAAAAAAAGAUGAAGCUCGAGCACGGAGAGAUUGAGCUACAAAAAUACGAACAAAAGCAGCAGAGCAAAGUCAAAAAACGAUCAAAUCUCAAAAGCAUGUAG
Messenger RNA from Naegleria lovaniensis, 879 nucleotides. RefSeq lists its product as uncharacterized. Gene Ontology annotation, cellular component: cytoskeleton. The record is from RefSeq and is a predicted model, not a curated record. The coding region runs from base 1 to 879 and encodes 292 amino acids. Lineage: Eukaryota; Heterolobosea; Eutetramitea; Acrasida; Naegleriidae. The transcript has a single exon.